CAGUCAGGGAACAUUCAGCAGUAGUGCCUGCACUGCUUAGCUGCUCACAACAGAUCGUUGUCUGGGGCAAGAGGGCAGCAGGCCAUGCAUGAACACACAGACAGACAAGGGGAGAUAAUGGUGCCCAGCUACUCUUAGGAACUGAAGAGAGCUUAGCUGUCCAUGUUUUCACUGCCAGACACUCUCUGUCUUUGCUAACAGAGAGCAGUGGGACUUGUGCUCGCUCCUGUAAUAGGUUCCAAGUUUUUUCAUUCAUCUGCUUCAUCUGAGCUUUUACAAACAUGGGGUGCUCCUCAUCCAGUGCACAGACUGUUGAUCAAGAGAAAAGACCAGGCACAAAGCCAGAGGAGAGCAAUGGAGACACAGUGGCAGUCAGAAACGGCAUCAUCGCAGAAGAUGCAGAAACCAUCGAGGACCAGAUGCAGCUGCCUGUGCAGAGUGCCUUACCAGAUGAUCUUCAACCGGGAGCUGAUGAUGAGGCGGAGGCUGUGUUAGUGGCCCUGGAGGCACAGGAGGAUCUAGGCUCUGGGGAGGACCUCCUGGCUGCUCCUGAACCACAGCCAGAACCUGUCACCCCUGAAGAACCAGCUUCAGCUGCUGCUCCAGCAGAAGCCACUACUGAACCUGAGGCUGCUGUAGUGGUGGAGGCACCACCCCCUGUGGAGGAAGUUGUCCCUGUAGAAACUAUAGUGGCUGAGGCUCCUCCUGAGGUCAAAGCCAUUGUUGAGGCUACAGAGGAGGCCCCUGCUGUGGAACCUGUUGUACCAGUGCAGGAUGAGGCCCCUGCUGUUGUUGAAGAGGCAGCUGCUGUGCCAGCUGAGGCCGUGCCUGAAGUUGCAACCCCUGCUGUUGAGCUUCCUGUAGCAGAGUCUGCAGAGGCCCCAGCGGUUGUGGAGGAAGCAGUAGCUGUUGAAGUGGCUGCUCCUGUGGAAGCAGAGGCUCCAACUGACAAUGCUGCAGCAGUUACUGCCCCAGCAGUGCCAGCUGAAUCUCCAGCUCCAAGUGAGGCUUCAGCAGCAGCACCAAGUGAGGCUGCAGCACCAAGUGAGGCUGCAGCACCAAGUGAAGCUGUAGCUGUACCAGCUGAGGCUCCAGUACCAGGUGAAGUCUCAGCACCAGCUGAAUCCUCGGCACCCGUUGCGGCUGCUGAGCCUGUAAUAGAUACAGCGAUUGCGGUGGCGACUAUUCCAGAGAUGCCUCCAUUAUCUUCAGCUGAAGCCCAAGCUGAGCCUGCUGCAGCCCCUGCUGAGACUGCACCACCAGCGGAAACUCCCUGCCCUGCAGAAGCUGCCUCUGCUCCAGCACCAGAAGCUAAACCAGCUGCUGCUGAGCCAGUUCAACAGGCAGAGGCUCCAGCAGAAGUAGCCCCAGAAGUUCCACCAGCAACUGUGACCUCAGAGUCAGCGGCGGACACUGCAGCCCCAGUGGUGGGUCUUGUGGUUGAACCCACCCCAGCAGAAUCUAAAGCACCCUCAGCACCAGCCCCUGCCGCUGAUCCAGCCCCUGAACCCUCACCUGAAGCGGUGGGCACAGAGAGCGAGAAAGCCAAAAAGGAGGACUGAGUUGGCAGAAGAGAUUCACCGAAAUAACAAACAAAAACCCAAAGCUACAAAUAUAAAGGCAACUGGAGGAAAAACAUGACAAAGCAACAAAACAAACACUACAUUUUCAGUAAUGUCUUAUCAGCUCUCACCAAACUGUACACCACAUACAUUAAUAUGCACGGUGCCUUAACAUGUAAUUUAGGAAAGAUCGGGAUUUUUCCUACAUUUGUAAAUAUAAACUUUACAAUUAGUUUUUCUACUGAGACCUUGAAGUGCCUGGAGCCACAUACUGCACAUGUAGGCAUUCGUACUGAAAGUACUAUGAAAACACAUAGGACAGGUAACAUGAGACAAGUGGGUGCAAUACUCUGUGAAAUCUGUGAACUCUUUCUGUAGAGAUUGUUAACUCAUCAGAGACUAGAGUGGCAGUGUGCUGAAGUGUAGUCAAGGAUGCUUGCAGAAAAUCCUUAACUAUUUAAAGUAGCUGCUUCUUUGAGGAAUACAAGCCAAACACAACUGUGAAUGAAACGAUGUAAAGACCUCGAGGAAACAGACACACCAAACUGGGUGAAUGAAAGACACAUUUUAAAAGAUCACAACUAUGACGUAGAAGUUUUAGUGUAAAUUCUGCCAUAAUACCACGUCUUCAUUUGGUGUUUACACAAUAUUUUAAGAGCAGCCUUUCUAAUAAGGUUGAUUUAUUUAAUAGGAAUGACAGUACUAAGUGUUGAGUAACAGAGUGUACAGUGUAAUACUGAUAAGCACUACUGUAGGUCAAAUCCAUGUUUUCUUCAUGUUUUUUUCUUCAAAAUCCCUGUGUUGGUUUCCAUGGUUAAAUGAUGAAUAAAAUGUGUUUUUAUGUUUUGAGGAUGUGUUUGAAGAAUAAAAAAAAAACAUGCAAAUGAUUAUAUUGAUAUGCAGACGAUAAGUAAUAAUGUGAUGAACCAUAGCCGGGUUGAGGAUGCAGAUGAUCCAAGUUUAUUCACCGACAUGUCAUCUUGCUGUUCCAUGAAGCCAUUUUGUGCAGCUGCACUGUAGCUGGCAGAUGUUCAUGAAAUGAUCUUCCUGAAAAUAAAGGCGUUUCAGACUAGAUUUAAAGACACCAUGGAGCCUGGCAGUGCUGACGUCAUAUGCACAUUGGUUUUGGUUUGAGUGCAUUUAUACGUACAUGUGUAGCACAGUAAGAGAUCACCUAGUGGAAAUGAUUUAUAAUUUAUCAUUAGUUCUACAUGCUGUGUUUAAAAAGAGUAAAAAUCUUGUGUAAGUGUGUGAGAUGAGAUGGAUGUUGCGGGAACAAAAAAUUCUUUUGAUGUCUGUUAUCUUUUUUCAUGUUUUUUCCUCUGUAAUAUAUAUUCACUUUCUGAGCCUUGUCUAUGAUUCUGCUAACCUAGUGUACAGAAUAAAGUUUU
Thunnus maccoyii (southern bluefin tuna) is the source of this 2953-nucleotide messenger RNA. Its product is annotated as skin secretory protein xP2-like. The transcript has 4 exons. NCBI's taxonomy places the organism in Eukaryota, Metazoa, Chordata, Actinopteri, Scombriformes, Scombridae. The record is from RefSeq and is a predicted model, not a curated record. The coding region runs from base 282 to 1562 and encodes 426 amino acids.